UCUUAGCUCACGGUGACAGCGCGCUUCUAUUGGUGCGUGCUGCUUAAAGGAGUCCGCCUCUGUAGACUUGGUACUUCAUUUUCAACAAUAACUUGUACCCUUCCUUUCUUCUCUGGAUUUAACCAGCAGGAAAUGGAUGCAUCUUCAUCUGCAACUCUUCAUCCCUACUGGCCACGGGAUCUUCUCAUUCCAACCUAUGUGGAAAAUGAUCGAUCCAUGUCAGAGAUCCUGGCCUUUUUAUUUUCAGUUUCUGGUGUAUUCUUACUGGUCACUUGGCUAGUGAGUGGUCAGAAAGGAUCUGGUGGACAGCUGGGGACUUGGAGGCGUUUAGCUGUCUGCUGGUUUGCUGUUUGUGGUUUUAUCCAUGGUGUUAUUGAAGGAUGGUUUUCAUUGUAUUAUGAUAUCAUUCCUGGGGAUCAAAGCUUCCUAUCACAGUUGUGGAAAGAGUACUCCAAAGGGGACAGUCGUUAUGUCAUUGCAGAUAACUUCACUGUAUGUAUGGAGACUGUCACUGCUUGGGUUUGGGGACCCUUCAGCUUUUGGGCCGUGUAUGCCUUUUUAACCAACAAGCCUUACAGAUUUGUAUUACAACUUAUCAUUUCAUUAGGCCAGCUUUAUGGAGCAGUGCUAUACUUCUAUACUGAACACAGAGAUGGGUAUGCCCACAGUGAGCUGGGGCACCCCGUGUACUUCUGGUUCUACUUUGUCUUCAUGAACACCCUGUGGAUUGUCAUACCUCUGUCUCUCAUUGUGGAUUCAUGGAAACAGUUGUCUGCUGCUCAAACUGACACUGAUAAUAACCGAUCACUGAAAUCAAAGAGAAAAUAAAACAUUAAUCAGAAUAUCAGAAUCAAUCUAAUCUAAUCUUAAUCAGAAUAAAACAGAAGCAGGGAGUAAAUGCAAAGUUUGUAAAACAUGAUGGACCAAUGUGUAAUUAACAGUUUUCUAUAAAUAUUUAAUUUUAUAAUUUCUAUAAAUUGUAAAAAUGUACUUUCUUCUAAUAAAAUGUUAAAAAUUUGAA
Molecule: messenger RNA, 1021 nt
Organism: Boleophthalmus pectinirostris (great blue-spotted mudskipper)
Lineage: Eukaryota; Metazoa; Chordata; Actinopteri; Gobiiformes; Gobiidae
Gene: ebp
Product: EBP cholestenol delta-isomerase
Exons: 5
Coding region: 133-828 (231 amino acids)
Biological process (GO): cholesterol biosynthetic process
Cellular component (GO): endoplasmic reticulum; membrane
Molecular function (GO): steroid Delta-isomerase activity; C-8 sterol isomerase activity; cholestenol delta-isomerase activity
Source: RefSeq, a predicted model, not a curated record